Molecule: messenger RNA, 1179 nt
Organism: Biomphalaria glabrata
Lineage: Eukaryota; Metazoa; Mollusca; Gastropoda; Planorbidae
Exons: 7
Coding region: 135-1130 (331 amino acids)
Source: RefSeq, a predicted model, not a curated record
UGUGUUCUAGACGUCUAAUGUUAUGGUUCCGGGUUCAUCACAUUCACAUGGAGUUGGAGUAAACUGAAGUGUUUUGAACUGACUAAAACAAUAAAUCUGUAAUAGAGGUAGAUAUAUUACCCAAUAAAUAAACAAUGGGUAAAUUAGCUAAGCCUCAAAGAAGUAAUAAACAGAAAAAGAUAAAAGCAGUUGAUCCUUUUUAUCAUGGUAGCAGAAAAGAAAGUCUCACGCAAGGAUUAAAUCAGAAACCAAAGCAGUUGGAGCAGGAAGUACCCAAGAAAUUGAAAUAUCUUGGUUUUUCCAUCGAAGGAGUUCGAGCUGGGAAAGUUGGCAAGAAGAGUGUCAUUAAGUUUCAGCAUCAUCCAGAUGGACCACGUCAGUACACAAAAAUAUUCAACACUCCUUUGGGGGCUAAACCAGACAAAAUGCAAGGGAGAACCAAUGGCCAAGAGUGUCCACCAAAGAAGCCUGCAGUCAUUCAAAAGGGAAAGUUGAAAGUUACUGAAGAGGCAUACCACAGCUACAUUGACAAUCUGGGACCUAGAAGGCCAUAUAAAGAGAACUUCUCUUUUGAGAAAGCUCCAGACGAGUCCUACACUGAUUUUCGCAGAAGGGUAGAAGAGGAGACCAAGUCAGUGCUCCUGAAAUCCGAGAUUGACAAUCAAUUUGAUGUUAGUGAUGAGAAACAAAUGCUAAUGAACAUGAAAAAGAAAGGCAUGAGUGACAAGAAAAAGCAACGACUUAAAGAAAAGAAAGAGAAGAAAUCUGCGGCACUCAAAGAAAAAAAGAUGGAAAAGAAAAUUGAAUUUGCUGCAUUGCAAGAUAAAGUGGAGUUUGGAGACGUAGUGCACGCCCCUCCUGUAUUGUCUGUCAGACCUAAGAAAGCACAAGUCAUGGAAACAGACAGGCCUGGACUGAGGAUGCCAGAACUGAAGGCAAUCUUUGAAGGAACUAAAACAGUGGAUUCCCUAAAACCUACUCAAAGCUCAAGCAAAGCACUUCGUCCUGAAAGGAAGGUUGGCAAAACAGUCAAGAGAAAGUCGAUGACAGUCAUCCAGAAAGCCAUUGCUGACAAUCAAAGAGAAAGUGCAAUACAAGCCUAUCGCUUGCUGAAGAAGAAAAAGGCUUGAUGUUCAAUGUGUAUUUAUAGUUUUGUAAAUAAAUUGAUUGCUGUAAAUA